UCUCUGUCUCUCUCGUCUUCCCCUCUCCCUACAUCAUAUACUUGCAUCCAAGUCUGCACAAAACAAUCUUCCAACACUUUUUUCGUACUCGUAAACCUUACUUUAUAAAUGAGAGAGUGAUAGAUAUAAAGGUGCAGAUACAGAAAGAGAGAGAGAGAGAGAGAGAGAUAGAGUGAUGCAUGGAGGAUACACAGAAAAGGACUCUGCAAUAGAUGGAGCUACAGGAAUAAGCAGAUAAAGAAAGGGAGACAGACAGGGAUAGGCAGAAACAAAGACAGAGAAUGACAGACGGAGAUGGAAGAAAGCAGGGAGAGUGAGGCAGGAGGCAGCCUGGUGGAUCCAUAAUUUCAGACUAUGAUGUUGAUUUUAUUUUGUCGGUGUGUGUGUGUGUCUUGUGACUUUGAGGUGACUUAGCCCAUUUAUCAUCAGACUAUCGAGGAGCCAGUGAUAUGAGCAGUGCAUUUUUGUUUGUUUGUUUGUUUGUUUGUUUGUUUUUAAAUCAACCUCACGCUGAUUUGUUGGGAGAACGUUUGUUUGUGUCUGGUCUGCGUUUGUGAUGGUGUGACCAGAGUCACUACCAAAACUGUGUUGGGAGAAGAAGAAGAAGAGGGGUGGAGGCGGGCGAUAUUAGCCCCGCCUCCCCUCGUCCCUCACGUAUAAAAAGGAAGGGAACGUAGCCUGUUCUCACUCAACACACUCGCACUGAAGAAUGAGAUCCUUAAAGCACCUGAAACCUCACAGCAAGAGGAGCGUGGAGGAGGCGAGCCGGCGCCUGGGUAGAUGUGAGCCCAAGGUAAUGGCCAGGCUGGUGGACAUAGGCACACAGACAGAUCCAGUAGUCGUGCUGUCCCUGGCCCAGGCUGCCGUGCUAGGUCUCAUCUCCCAGAAUGAAGUGUUCGGCGCUACCAUUGCACCCAACGGCUUUUACACCGGCGAACCCAAAGAGUCCCCCGCACAACAAGUAGACGGAGUCGACUACGAGUACGCAGACCAGCUUAUCGGAGCCAACGGAGAUUACCUAGGAGACAACUUGGGCGAAGACGGACAAAUGCAACCCAGCUGCAGUCAGAGGAGGUGGCAGCAGGGGCCCCCUCAACAUCCGGACACAAAAAUGGUCGGCCCCGAUCGUCACAGCCUUCAAGGCGGUGACGUGUCCUCAUCCCAUGUGAAAGGGGAAGUGGUGAACUCUGGAAUGUCCUCCUGUGUCCACAUGCUUAACAAUUUGGCACCCAGAGGUGGUUUAGUGCAAGUGGAUCCAGCCACCCUCAGAAGCGCCAGCAAGAACUGUACAGAGUGUGAGCGGGAAGGCUCCAGUCAGCCGCAAGCCAACACACACGUUCACCCUCCUCCUCCCCCCCAGGUCGGUCACAGAGUAGGGGAACAGGGCCACCGGGGACUGCAAGGCCAGCGCCCCAUGGGGGGCCACGGUCGAGGUGGCAGAGAGGCGGAAGAAGAGGUAGAACACCAGGGGAACAACAUGAUGAAGCCCACACAGCAGGAGGAGGCCAUCAGCAGCUACUUCCAGACCAGCGAAGUGGGCAGCUAUGAUUCGGCGGAAAUGGGCAUGGCCAGCGAGUACGAAAACGGCGGCAGCCAGAACAUGAUGUGGACCGACGGGAGCGCAGGAGCACCGCACCAGCAGCCGCCGCACCCCCAGCCUCCCCGUCGGCACGGCGGCCGCCGAGUGGACCGGCUGGAUAUCAACAUCCAGAUUGAUGAAUCUUACUGUGUGGAUGUGGGAGACGGUCUGAAGCGCUGGAAGUGCCGCAUGUGUGACAAAUCGUACACCUCCAAGUACAACCUGGUCACGCACAUCCUGGGCCACAACGGCAUCAAACCACACGCCUGUCCGCACUGCGGGAAACUCUUCAAGCAGCCCAGUCAUCUUCAAACCCACCUGCUGACCCACCAAGGCACGCGACCCCACAAGUGCACCGUCUGCAAGAAGGGCUUCACCCAGACCAGCCACCUGAAGCGGCACAUGCUCCAGCACACCGACGUGAAGCCCUACAGCUGCCGCUUCUGCCGCCGCGGCUUCGCCUAUCCCAGCGAGCUGCGAGCCCACGAGGUGAAGCACGAGCGCGGGCGUUGCCACGUCUGCUCGCAGUGCGGCAUGGAGUUCCCCACCUACGCGCACCUCAAACGCCACCAGACCAGCCACCAGGGGCCACACACCUUCCAGUGCACCGAGUGCAACAAGUCGUUCGCCUACCGCAGCCAGCUCCAGAACCACCUGCUGAAGCACCAGAGCCCGAGGCCUUACACCUGCUCCCAGUGCGGCCUGGAGUUUGUGCAGCUACACCACCUGCGUCAGCACUCGCUCACUCAUAAGGGAAUGAAAGGCCACAAGUGUGACGUGUGCUCGCGGGAGUUCACCCUGUCUGCCAACCUGAAGAGGCACAUGCUCAUCCAUAACAGUGUCCGGCCCUUCCAGUGUCACGUCUGCUUCAAGAGCUUCAUCCAGAAACAGACCCUCAAGACCCACAUGAUCGUCCACCUGCCCGUGAAGCCGUUCAAAUGCAAGGUAUGUGGCAAGUCUUUCAACAGAAUGUACAACCUGCUGGGCCACAUGCAUCUCCAUGCUGGCAGUAAGCCCUUCAAGUGUCCUUACUGCACCAGUAAGUUCAACCUGAAGGGAAACCUCAGCAGGCACAUGAAGGUGAAGCAUGGCAUGGAAGUCUCACCAGAAGGACAAGAUGUUCUUCCAGAAAUGGAUAACCAGGGGGAGUAUGAAGGACAGAACUUCAGCUUUACAUCACAAGACAAUAUGGACAAUGGUGGCUCCCAAAACCUCACUAAACUCACUACGGCAAACAUGGACGACAUGGAGGAGUAUUACAAUUUCGGGAAGGAUACAAGCAGCUACACAACACCUUGAGUGGUGAUGAACCGGAGAACAUGCUUCGGGGGGGGGGGGGGUUGUCAAAGCUUUGGGAGACACUUUGGACGGGGUUUUCUUUUUUGGUUUGGCCUCCUUCCAGAAGAGCCAGAACUGAACCGCCUCUGAUGGGAGGCCAGGAAGGAGACGCACUUCAAAGGAGACGUUUCUGUUGCUGAUAGCAGAGACACUGAAGCUGUUGACGCUGGUCUGGAGCUCCUUUUUUUUGGGGAUUACUACGCUAAGCGACUCAAAGACUCUCGCCGGCGGACAGUCGAAUCUGUAUGUUGUGUGUAUGUGUCAGUUAUUUGAAGAAAACAAAAAAAAAAAAAGUUGCAGAUCCAUCAGUUACAUUUGAUGUGAUAGAAAUCUGUUUACCAUUUUGCCAUUCACAACCAAUGUAUGCCCUUAUAUUUUUGUCUGAAAGUGCCAGCUAGAUACAUUUGCAACUAAGCUUCCACCGUGUCAGCUAUUUACUCACUGUAUAUCGAACCUUUGAUACAUAGUCACAACAUUAUUCAUAGGUUUGAAUGCUCUUACUAAACAGUUCCUAAUUGUAGUUACCCAUUCCUUCCCGGCCCCUCAGUUUAAACAGGUCUUACCGGGGCACUUAGUACCAAAGUUGCAACUGUCCCGUGUCAGCUGAUGCCAGAAAAAAAAAAAAACAAUGUUAGCGACACGCGAAGCCCCGUCACUGUACAGAUGAUUCGGUUCUGCAACAGACAAUGUGUUUACCCACCGUUUUCUGUCUCACAUGGUUUAGCAUAACAUUAAUAAUCUAUUCCGUGUAGUGAAUAUACUGCUCAAAGCUUUCGAAUUACCCAGUGAACAAUACAAAGCACUUUUUUUAUUGAGACCUGCCAUUUUUCUGUGAGAGUGAACUCGUUUGCCUCAAGGAGAACAGCUGGGGGGGGGGUAAUCUUCCAAACCCUCAUUAAUGGCAAUAUUAUUAAACACAAACGGAUAUGCUUUCUCUGUAGUUAUUUCCUUGAUAUGGAUAUUUCACAGUUGUCAGUUUAAAUGUGAAUUGAAGAAUUGUGCAGCUUGUGUGGAGAAUGAGCAGUAUGGGGUUUGUUGUUGUUUGUAGUUCCAGCACUCUUUAAUUCUGGGCUGUUUUCACUUCGCUUUCAAUUCACUUAAUUCAGAAAGAUAUUUCCCCACUCAAUGGGGAACAGAACACUGAGAGUGGAUAUCCAAUCUGUAGAUUUAGAAAGAAGAAAAGGUCCAGAUUACAUGUUGUAUGAUUGAAUUGAAAGUGGACUGACUCUAGUUCUGUUAUUCAUAAUUCUGUUUUGGGGAAGACAGUCAGCUCCCCCUGUCCUGCCAUGCAGGUCAGCCUUGAUAUGCACAUUAAACCAGAGGGACGGUCUGCAGGACUGCUUCUUCUUUGAGAUGAGGAAUAUCAAACGGAGACCUCAUGGAAAUUGACCAUGAAUUAUUUAAUAAAGGUUCUCUAGUUUAAA
Anarrhichthys ocellatus (wolf-eel) is the source of this 4341-nucleotide messenger RNA. It is a transcript of the gene znf710b, whose product is annotated as zinc finger protein 710b. The transcript is spliced from 5 exons. The record is from RefSeq and is a predicted model, not a curated record. Bases 710 to 2878 code for a protein of 722 amino acids. NCBI's taxonomy places the organism in Eukaryota, Metazoa, Chordata, Actinopteri, Perciformes, Anarhichadidae. Gene Ontology annotation, cellular component: nucleus. Gene Ontology annotation, molecular function: RNA polymerase II cis-regulatory region sequence-specific DNA binding; DNA-binding transcription factor activity. Gene Ontology annotation, biological process: regulation of transcription by RNA polymerase II.